AUGGCGGACGCACUAAAAGCAGAGGGAAACAAGCUCUUCGCAGAGAAGAAGUUCGCCGAGUCCAUCGAGAAGUUCUCACAGGCAAUCGAACUCGAUCCCUCGAAUCACGUCCUAUACUCGAACCGAUCGGGCGCAUAUGCGUCGUUAAAGGAUUGGCAGAAGGCGCUGGAGGAUGCGAACAAGGUCACAGAGAUUAAGCCAGACUGGGCCAAGGGCUGGGGUCGCAAGGGAACGGCGCUACAUGGCGAGGGCGAUUUAGUGGCAGCCACAGAGGCCUUUGAAGAGGCACUCAAACUCGAUCCAAGCAAUGCCCAGGCAAAGUCAGGCCUCGAUGCCGUCAAGCGCGCCGUCGAAGCAGAGGCGAACGACAGCGGUGCAGGCCUCGGUGGCAUGUUCAGCGACCCGAACAUGAUCCAGAAGCUCGCAGCGAACCCCAAGACGGCUGCCCUCCUUGGUGACGCAGAGUUCAUGAGCAAGCUCCAACAGCUACAGAAGAACCCCAACAUGGCUGGCGCGUUCAUGCAGGACCCCCGCUUCCUCCAGGUCAUGAGCGUUCUACUAGGAAUCGACAUGUCCUUCGGCCAGGGACCUGGUGCUGGAGGUGCAGGCGAUGCAGGUGCAAAGGAAGCCGAGGAGGACGUCGAGAUGCCCGAUGCGCGACCAGCUCCCGAGCAACCGAAGAAGGCGCCCGAGCCAGAGCCCGAGCCAGAGCCUGUAGAAGAGUCUGAGGAGGACCUGGCUGCGAAGAAGGCAAAGGCCGAGGCUGAUGAGCUGAAGAAGAAGGGAACCGAGUUCUACAAGAAGCGACAAUUCGACGAGGCUAUCGAGAACUACAACAAGGCCUGGGAACUGCACAAGGACAUUACAUACAGGACCAACCUUGGAGCUGCCAAAUUCGAAAAGGGCGAUUACGAAGGCUGCAUUCAGGCUUGUAACGAGGCUGUUGAAUAUGGUCGCGAGAUCCUGGCGGAUUUCAAGGUCAUUGCCAAGGCUUUUGCACGCAUCGGUACCGCAUACGAGAAGAUGGGCGAUCUCGGCAACGCAAUUACCUACUACCAAAAGGCACAAACCGAACACCGCACACCCGAGGUCCUCGCGAAGCUCCGUGCUGCAGAAAAGGCCAAGGUCAAGCAAGAGAGGGAGUCGUACAUCAACCCGGAGGAGGCUGAGAAGGCGCGUGAGCUCGGCAAUGCCAAGUUCAAGGAGUCCAACUGGCCAGAGGCCGUUGAGGCAUACUCAGAGAUGAUCAAGCGCGCACCGGACGACCCAAGAGGAUACUCCAACCGCGCCGCCUGUUUCAUCAAGUUGCUCGAGUUCCCAUCAGCGGUACAGGACUGCGACGAAGCCAUCAAGCGCGACCCCGACUUCAUCCGAGCGUACCUGCGGAAAGCUCAAGCAUACUUCACCAUGCGCGAGUACAACAAAUGUAUCAACGUUUGCGCAGAAGCCAUGGAACACGACAAGGAUGGCAAGAACGCACGAGAGAUUCAGCAACAAGAGUCCAAGGCUCUGCAAGCACAAUACUCGGCACGUGAGGGCGAGACUGAGCAACAAACUAUGGAGCGUAUUCAGCGCGAUCCUGAGAUUGUCGGCAUCCUACAAGACCCCGUCAUGCAGGCCAUUCUUCAGCAAGCCAAGGACGACCCUGCGGCUCUGCAAGAGCACUUGAAGAACCCGAGCAUUCGUUCCAAGAUCCAGAAGCUGGUGCACGCCGGUGUCAUCAGAAUGGGACGAUAG
Messenger RNA from Alternaria atra, 1737 nucleotides. RefSeq lists its product as uncharacterized. NCBI's taxonomy places the organism in Eukaryota, Fungi, Ascomycota, Dothideomycetes, Pleosporales, Pleosporaceae. The transcript has 5 exons. The record is from RefSeq and is a predicted model, not a curated record. Bases 1 to 1737 code for a protein of 578 amino acids. Gene Ontology annotation, molecular function: Hsp90 protein binding.